Molecule: messenger RNA, 1416 nt
Organism: Galeopterus variegatus (Sunda flying lemur)
Lineage: Eukaryota; Metazoa; Chordata; Mammalia; Dermoptera; Cynocephalidae
Product: leucine zipper putative tumor suppressor 1-like
Biological process (GO): regulation of synaptic plasticity; regulation of dendrite morphogenesis
Cellular component (GO): dendritic spine
Source: RefSeq, a predicted model, not a curated record
AAAGUUUCUCUGCCCGCCUGGCGUCGCGAGCCCGAGCCGCGGGACCGACCGGCCCACCGCGCUGGAAAAGAGAGACAGGAGCACGCGGCAAAACACACUGGAGAAAAAUCUCCAGGCACGGCAGGCGCAGGGGGGCAGGUCUACAGCUCUCCCAGGCUCUGUGAGCAUUUUGCUAUGACUGCUGUCCCCUCGUGGAGCCAGGACUGCCCUGCUACCACAGCCACGCCAGACUCCCACCCUGCCCUGCCCGCCCUUGGCCAAGUCACCAUGGGCAGCGUCAGCAGCCUCCUCUCUGGCCACAGCUUCCACGGCAAGCACUGCCGGGCUUCCCAGUACAAGCUGCGCAAAUCCUCCCACCUCAAGAAACUCAACCGGUACUCUGAUGGGCUGCUGAGAUUCGGCUUCUCACAGGAUUCAGGUCAUGGCAAGUCCAGCUCCAAAAUGGGCAAGAGUGAAGACUUCUUCUACAUCAAGGUCAGCCAGAAGGCCCGGGGCUCCCACCGCCCAGAUUACACAGCACUGUCCAGUGGUGACCUAAGGGGCCAGGCUGGAGUGGACUUUGACCCGUCCACCCCACCCAAGCUCAUGCCCUUCACCAAUCAGCUAGAAAUGGGCUCAGAGAAGGGUGCAGGGAGGCCGACAGCCUUCAAGCCUGUGCUGCCGCGGUCGGGAACCAUCCUGCACUCCUCCCCUGAGAGUGCAGGGCACCAGCUGCACCCCGCCCCUCCCGACAAGCCCCGGGAGCAGGAGCUGAAGCCCAGCCUGUGCUCUGGGGCGCUGUCGGACUCCGGCCGCAACUCCAUGUCCAGCCUGCCCACGCACAGCACCAGCAGCAGCUACCAGCUGGACCCAGUGGUCACCCCCAUGGGACCCUCCAGCCGCUUUGGGGGCUCAGCCCACAACAUCAUGCAGGGCAUCGUCCCCCAGGACAGCAACAUGAUGAGCCUGAAGGCUCUGUCUUUCUCCGACGGGGGCAGCAAGCUGGCCCACCCGGGCAAGACGGAUAAGGGCGCCUCGUGUGUCCGCUCCCCCAUCUCCACGGAUGAGUGCACCAUCCAGGAGCUGGAGCAGAAGCUUCUGGAGAGGGAGGACGCAUUGCAGAAGGUGCAGCGCAGCUUCGAGGAGAAGGAGCUCACCUCUAGCCAGGCCUGCGAGGAGCGCCAGCGUUGCGGCAGGGAUGAGCCAGAGGGCCCAGAGUCCAGGUGCCCCAGCAAGCUGAAGCAGGCCUCGCAGAAGAGCCAGCGCGCUCAGCAGCUGCUGCAUCUGCAGGUCCUGCAGCUCCAGCAGGAGAAGCGGCAGCUCCGGCAGGAGCUCGAGAGCCUCAUGAAGGAACAGGACCUGCUGGAGACCAAGCUCAGGUCCUAUGAGCGGGAGAAGACCAGCUUUGCUCCUGCGCUGGAGGAGACCCAGUGGGAG